Molecule: messenger RNA, 1083 nt
Organism: Coccidioides immitis RS
Lineage: Eukaryota; Fungi; Ascomycota; Eurotiomycetes; Onygenales; Onygenaceae
Exons: 1
Coding region: 1-1083 (360 amino acids)
Source: RefSeq, a predicted model, not a curated record
AUGGCUGGGACCUCCGCUGCAUCUCAAAGUUCCACCGUCAGACCUGGGCCCCUUUUGCGCAAUAGUGGUCCAUCCAGAGGUACUGGGGCAAAGGGAGAAAUGCAAAGCAAAAUCGCAGUGACCAGUGAUGAGUCAGUCCCGGAAACAUACAAAAUUAGGUCUUUACAUCAAAACAACGCGCCCGGAUCCGUCAGACCUCCUUCGCCUUUGAUCCCUCUCAAUCUAGGAAGGUCUUCCGUGUCACCUCACGGUACGAAGAAUGCCUCUAUGGCUCCAUCCUCUCCCGGUCGGCAAUUUCCUUCAUCCCCAAGGACGCAUUCACCAGCCUCGUCCCAAAUCUUUGAACGUAGUGUUCAAGAAGAUAUCGGCCCUUCCCAAACCUCUCCGGCGAUUCCCUCACAUAUUAUGACAGAAAAUCAUAUUCCCCCAAUUCUCGAUGCCUCCUCGGCCGCCUUAACUGAUGUCCGAUUGGAUCCGGACUCGGUUGAAAUUAUCACGCACAACUUCCAUCAGCCUGCGUCUCUCGCUGUCAGCGGGCAUCUUGACCAUGCACUGUCGGCGUCCUGGUGUGAUGAAGCGAAUUCCCAGCGUAUGGCAGACGUUGAUGAUUCGGCGUCUAAUUAUGGCGCUCCUCAUGACCCUACCGAUGUCCGGCGUCUGAGCUUCGUUUCGUUUGCCGACGUUGUGCAUGGUGAACUUGCUGAAACUGCCGACCACAUUUCUGUAGGAGAUUCCACGUAUGUGGGAGGACUAAGUACUUUCGGAGCACGAAAUAGGUCCCCAUCUCCUUUCCAUUCUCCAGUGUCCUCUUCUCAUGGCCGUGGUACGUCGCCUCCAGCCAGCGUGUCUCCCGAAUCUCGGGCGCUAGAAAUCUCCCCCUAUCGCAAAGGUCGCGGGCCUGGCAGCCCUACCUUCAACUCGCAUAGCCCGACAGCUGGAACAUUUAAUACAGGGGAUUUGAAUAUCGAAACCAUGAGGCAAGCUCUACGCAGGACGGAGAGCGGAGAUCUUGGGGCCUUCAAAAGCCAGCCAGCCAGUGCUGUAGGAAGCGGCGAUGGCCUGUAUGAUCGGCCUUUUAGGUGA